AUGCCAGUCAAGUUAGAACAAUUACAUUUGAAUGACGCUGAGGAAGAAACGAACGAUUUGAAAGAGCCAAAAAUUGUGCCAUCUGAUAAACAAAUUUGCGACGGCGUUGUACUUUUAUGGCGCCAAGAACCAGCGUCCGAGGACCUGGGACCCGCAGAUUUGCUCACUAGGAUUAUCAGCAGAAAUCCACAAUGGGAAUUAUCCCGAGAAGAUUUGGAGCAAGUGCUCUCAGGCCAUAACUUGUUGUUCACUGAUGAAUCCAAGCUCUUUACUUAUGCUGAUGAGGUCAUGAGCCGCCACCCUCCCAAACCUAACCCCAAAGUUGUGGAUAAAAUGGAACUGCGGGAAAUUAGAAGUGGCAGGUGGUCUUUUUUUGCGGCGAAAGACCUGCGACGAGACGAGAUCAUCUUUUAUGAGCACGAACCAUUGACGCCGAUUUUGCCCUUGGACAAAGCCUCUCUCGCUUCUAAAGGUCGAUCUUGCUCCCUAUGUGGCCAAUUACUUACCCAAAGUUCCCAGUUCACACUGAAAAAUCUGCUCGACUGUCAAGCGUGCUCCGCUGUUUGGUGUUCCAAGCAUUGUAAACGCCUAGACGCUAGUACACAUGGAUUUCUCAAACACCCGACCAGCAAAAGCAAACUGGUGUCAGCAUCUGGAUGGAUGAGGUUUGAAGAGCUGUGCAAAGAGCAUGGAUUACAAGCUCCAUACGCUAUCGGAAUAGUAUACGCGCGGAUUAUACUCAACAGGCAAGACGGGGCUCACAUUCAGGAAGAGCUUGAGUCUUUAGCAGAAGUAAGCCAACUUUUGCGGACCAAGGCUGCAGACUCAACUAAUGUAGGUGGACUAUUCGACAAAACGACAGGUGCGGUAAAUUCAGAAGAGGGCCCUGUUUGGAAUGAAUUAUUCAAAUCAUUUUGCACCGCAUUUCCUCAAGCUCAGGAACAAGGCUUUGACAUGGACACCUUUUUGAAGAAUGUUGGAAAGUACAAUAUCAAUCAACUUGAUGGUCAAAUAUUCACCAUGUAUUCACAUCUAAAUCACAAAUGCGAACCGAACGUUCGAUAUGAGUUCGAGGGCAAGACGGGCUUGCGGCUCUUCGCAAGGAAGGAUAUCAAGAAAGGUGAGGAGCUUUUUACAACCUAUGUGAACCCUUUACAUGGAGUCACACUACGACGUAGAGAACUUUUGGUAAACUAUGGGUUUCUUUGCCGUUGUUCCCGGUGCCAGAAAGAACUUAAGUCUCGACAGGAGGCCCAUACAAAGCAGCUUGCACAAGAGGAACCUGAUCAGCUAACAGCGCCUAGACGCAAAUCUUCUAUAAAGGCCUCUAGGCCCGAUUUGUCGGAGCUUUUAAAGAAUGGCCAAGAAUUCGACCUCGAGAUACCUGAAAAUUUGAGGUUGGAACGAAGAAGAAAGUCGGUGAGAUUUGAUGAUCGAGUGAUGGUUGCAUUGGAAGAAUAA
Lachancea dasiensis is the source of this 1461-nucleotide messenger RNA. The record is from the annotation of a GenBank genome assembly. NCBI's taxonomy places the organism in Eukaryota, Fungi, Ascomycota, Saccharomycetes, Saccharomycetales, Saccharomycetaceae.